AUGCCGAUUGCUGAGCCAAAUACGAAAAAUAAGCUCGGACUUACUUUGCCCGAAGUACCACGUGACAAUAUGGAAAAUCAUAAUGAAAAUGGCGUUCAAGAGGUGUGCAUUGAAAGAUUAAAAGAAGAGUUUAAUCAACUAGAUUGUACAGAUAAACAAAAAGAUCGAAUGGAAGAAUUUUUUAAAUCAAAACAAGCUGUUGGAGAAUUGAAACAAGAUGAUUUAGUCAACAUCUGUGAACUUGGUCAAGGAAAUGGUGGUGUGGUAUGGAAAGUUCGACAUAAACCAACUGAUAAAAUAAUGGCAAGAAAAUUGAUAUAUUUGGAAGUUAAACCCGCAUUGAAAAGUCAAAUUAUUCGUGAACUAAAAGUUCUUCAUCAAUGUAAUUCACCAUAUAUUGUUGGAUUUUAUGGUGCGUUUGCUGUCGAGGCACAAAUUAGUAUUUGUAUGGAAUAUAUGGAUGGUGGAUCAUUAGAUUUGAUAUUAAAAAAAGUUAUGCGUAUACCAGAACAUAUACUUGGUAAAAUAACUGUUGCUGUGCUGCGUGGUUUGAGUUAUUUACGUGAAAGGCAUCGAAUUAUGCAUCGCGAUAUAAAACCAUCAAAUAUUCUUGUCAAUCAGCAAGGUGAAAUUAAAUUAUGUGAUUUUGGAGUGAGUGCACAAUUAAUCGAUUCAACAUUACAUACAUUUAUUGGUACAAGAUCGUAUAUGUCUCCUGAAAGAUUAGAAGGAACUCAUUAUGGUAUAAUGUCAGAUAUUUGGAGUCUCGGACUAUCACUCGUCGAAAUGGCUGUUGGACGUUAUCCAAUACCGCCACCAUCUGUACAAGAUAUUGAUGCAUUAUUCAAAGAAGAUCCACAUGGCUGCCAAUCAAGACCAGAAGGUUUUGGUUGUCAUAAAGGUUUGGCGAUAUUCGAGUUGAUGGAAUGGAUUGUAAACGAAGCCCCACCUGGUUUAGCUCGCGAACAUUUUUCAUCUGAUUUUUGUGAUUUUAUUGAUCGAUGUUUAAAGAAGAGUACCUCAGAACGCGCUGAUUUAAAUACGUUAUUGAAUCAUUCAUUUUACAGACGAUAUGAAAAUGAAAUUGAUAAUCAAGAUAUGUCAAAUGAAAAUAAACAAUCAACAAAUGAUAAUGAUAAUUUAGCAGAUGAACAACAACGGACACGACCAAUUGGUGCUGUACUAGGAUGGUUAAAUUUGGGCUCUGUAUCGCCUAGGCAACCGACAUCAGCAGCACAGUCGAUAUCCGGUGCUAAUAAUAACGAAGACAGUAUUCCUGGAUCUCCGCCACAGUUUGUUGAAUACAGUCAGCUUAUGGAAGCAAAUCGAAAUGCCCAAAAUCUGCAAUUAGCGCAUGAAAUUGUGUUUAAUAAAGAUUUUGAACUUCAAUUACCAGACUAUGAAAAAGGAAGUCUGGCAGAAAAAGUUCACAAUACUAUACAUACUGCUUUUUGGAAUGUACUCCGUGAAGAUUUAGAAGCAAAACCACCACGUUAUGAACAUAUUGUUGAUUUAAUUGGUGAAGCUAAAGAAGAUCUUAAAUCAUUGACACUACCACAUCAAAUAACAUUAAAACAACAGAUUGACGAAGCAGUUAAUUUAGAAAUUGUUAAAAAGAAAUUUCAAGCUAAUGCUGUAGAUCCGAAUGAAUAUACAAAAUAUUUUAUUGAUAUGAUGAGUUCUCUGUGUGCAGAGUGUCGUGAUGAACAAAUAACAAAAUUGAAAAUGCUUAGUGAUCCUGUUGAAUGUUUUCGAGGCAUAAUGGAACUAUUGAAUUUAAUGAAACUUGAUAUGGCAAAUUUUAACAUCAGACACUAUCGUCCAUUACUGCAACAACAAUCUGUUAAUUAUGAAAAAUCAACAUUUGAAAAAUUUUUAGAAGCUCAACGAAAUAUGGGUAUUGAUCCGUUAGCGGCUACUUAUAACUGGCUCGAACGUGCGUUUCAUCGUGAACAGAAAAAAGAAACGAUCGGUUCUUAUAUUGCACUAGAUCAACCUGCUGAUAAUGUGCUGCCUUUAACAAUCUUAAAUGAAGCUUAUAUGGAAAUACUUCUUUGGAAUCCAACACAUCCUUUUCCCGAAACAUUACAAUUGGAUGAAAUUCGUUUCAAUCAAGUUCAUAUUAGUUCAAUGCGUUUACUUAUCAUUUCAACUAUUAUGGGAAUAUUAUCGCAUAUUACUGGUUCAGUUUUGCGUGAUUAUGAAUCAUUAAGAACCACAUUAAAAGCACAAAUGAUUAUUAUUCUAGAAGAUUUUCCGCAACGGAAACUACGUGAUUUAUUAGCAUCACUAGGUGAACAAAUAGUGAAAACAUCCCGUGAAGAACUUGAAAAAUAUAAUCAAGCAAAAGUUAUUGUUGAUAAUGAACAAAUGAUCAAAGAUUCACUUCAGACAAUAGCUGAUCAUAAGCUAACCGAACAUCCGGUAUUUAAAGUAUUAUUUAACCGUUAUGUAACAUUCAUCCAACAGCUACUUAUUCAGUCAGCUAAUUCGACGAGCAGUUCGUUAUUGCCAAAUGUUGCUAUUCCAAAUGGACUUACUCUUGUCAUGAAUGAAGUUAUUAUAACUGUUCGUCUAUUUAUUCGUUUGAUUACGUAUAAUAAAAUUGUUUUCAGUGAACAUUACUCAACAAUUAUCAAACAAAUACAGGAGAAAAAAUCUCCUUCCAGUCGUCGUACUCUUCCAGAACAAUGA
Molecule: messenger RNA, 2694 nt
Organism: Didymodactylos carnosus
Lineage: Eukaryota; Metazoa; Rotifera; Eurotatoria; Philodinida; Philodinidae
Source: the annotation of a GenBank genome assembly